AUGGAACGUUGGUGUACCACGCAUCACAUGCGAGAAUUGAUGGAUGAGUUCGUGGUUGAGUUUCUUCGCGCCGAGGCGGCGUCGGCGCCAGUGGAAUCGGACCCUGCUGUGAAAGGCGUUGCUGCCGUCGCUACUCCAGCCGCUAGCUUCGCGGUGCCGCCUGUUCCACAGGUCUACGGUGAGCUUUACACGCGCUAUGGUGGUCAAGCCUACGCUUACCACGCGGGUGAGCUUGUCGGGACGUCGUCUCGCCAACCGCCGACCAUCGCUGCUCUCCGCGCCUUUCUGAAGCGCAAGUGGGAUUCGAAGGCGGCAUGGCAGUCGGCGCACCCAUACAUCGUUCUGCUCGUCGAGGGUGGCGCAGCCGCGCGAGAGUUGCGUGAGGCGUCAGCCUCGUCCUCAUCGCUUUCACUGCCGCUGCACCCUGCCGAGCCGCCGUCGGCGCUGGCGCCCUUCUCAUCCACAGUACGGUUGACGCAGGAGGCGGCCUUUUCUUCUAUUGUGGCAGUAGCGGCGCAGUCGGUAGCUCGAAGUGUUGGCGGGAUCGUGCAGUCUUUGACGCCUGGGCUGCUGCCCGAACCGGACGCAGUGUUGCUUCCACGGCAUCGACCGCUGGAGCAGCAGCAGCAGCUUCUCCAGGAGCUCGCGCGGGACAUAGCGAGCAGGACCGGAGUACCCAUGGUGGGCACUCCAUCGUUUGCAGGUGGUGGUACCACUGCUGUCGUUGCUGCGCAAUCCACCUCGAUGGCGGCGCAUGGAUCAGCAGCAGCGCAACGCACGCCAGUUGUGUUUGCCGACGAGCGGUGGCCCUACACCAUCGCAGAUGGUCUGGCGCUGGAGGGCCUUCUGGGCUCUCCAGUCGCCGUGUUCUCCGUGUCGAUAGACGAGAGGGACAGAGCAGAGGCGGGCAACACAGUCGAAAACAGUAGCGCUGUUGCCUCUGACGGAACCUCAUCAGCGCUCUUGCAGCGCGUACCCUGGAGGGGCUCGAGCGCGCACGCAGCCCUAUUAGAGUACUACGCGGCCAAGAAGAAGCUGACAGAGCUGACGGUGCCGGCCGGUGUCUGUCGCGCUGUGGCACAGGCGGCGUCACCGCCGCACGACGUCUCCUUGAAUGCGGCGGCAAGGGCGGCUGCGGAGUCGCUGGCGGAGCAGAUCGCAUGCCAUUUGCAUUAG
Leishmania braziliensis MHOM/BR/75/M2904 is the source of this 1176-nucleotide messenger RNA. RefSeq lists its product as hypothetical. Bases 1 to 1176 code for a protein of 391 amino acids. The record is from RefSeq and is a predicted model, not a curated record. NCBI's taxonomy places the organism in Eukaryota, Euglenozoa, Kinetoplastea, Trypanosomatida, Trypanosomatidae. The transcript has a single exon.